Messenger RNA from Dromaius novaehollandiae (emu), 1578 nucleotides. It is a transcript of the gene SNX31, whose product is annotated as sorting nexin 31. Gene Ontology annotation, cellular component: early endosome. Lineage: Eukaryota; Metazoa; Chordata; Aves; Casuariiformes; Dromaiidae. Gene Ontology annotation, biological process: endocytic recycling; intracellular protein transport. The coding region runs from base 86 to 1489 and encodes 467 amino acids. Gene Ontology annotation, molecular function: phosphatidylinositol binding. The transcript is spliced from 15 exons. The record is from RefSeq and is a predicted model, not a curated record.
CCGCGGGCGGCGGCUCCGGGCCCCGGGCGCUCCCACCUGCGCCGCCGCCCCGCCCCGUCCCGCUCCCGUCCCGUCCGGCCGCGCCAUGAAGCUGCACUUCAGCAUCGCCGCCGCCGAGGAGCUGCGGGAGAGGCGCGGGGGCCGCUACGUGCUGUACUCCGUGUGCCUGGAGGGCUUCCUGCUCGGCAAGGUGCGCUACAGCCAGCUGCGCCGCUGGGACGCGCAGAGUUGCCUCUGUCCUUCUGCCCUCCAUUCCUCCUCUGGCUUUAUUAGGAAGAUAAAAGAGCGCGUGACAUGGAGCUCAGUGGAAGCAAGUUUACUGCUGAGGCGGCUCUUCGGGAGCACCGUGCCUGCUUUCCCUCCGAAGUUUUACCUGGCAAUGACCAAGUCGAUGGCUGAUGAGAGACGGUCUCAGCUGGAGCAGUACCUUCAGAACGUUACUUUAGAUUCAAAUAUUACCAACAGUGAUGUCUUCAUAGGUUUUUUCCGAAAGCUACAGCAGGACACGUUUAAGAUUGAAACCCAGAGAGCUUCUUUGGAUGUUUACCUUGCUGAUGGCAGCAAUAUUAGACUUGAUAUCCAGACAUCAGACACUGCAGAAAGAAUACUAGAGGUUACAUCAUACAAGAUGGGGCUAUCAAGAGAAUUAAUAGGAUAUUUUAGCCUAUUUUUUAUUCAAGAUCACAGUGAUGGAGCGCUCUCUGUGGUGAAAAAAGUGGCAGAAUUUGAACUUCCUUAUGUGAGUCUUCAGAGCAUGAAAGAGUUGCACUGUAAGCUUGGGAUCAGAAAGUGGUAUAUGGAUCCUUCUCUUGAUACACUGCUGAUGGAUUGUAGGGCUUCAAUGAAUUUGCUAUAUAUACAGGCAAUCCAGGAAAUAGAGAGGAAUUGGAUUAAACCAACAGAGGGGGAAAUGCAGGAGCUUGAAUUUCUACAAAAGACUGCAAACAAAAGGAAGUUCCUGGAGCUGGUUCGAGAAAUGCAGUUCUAUGGAUACAUACGUCUUGAUCCUUGCAUUUGUGACUACCCAGAAGUAGGUUGCUCAGCUGACAUCUAUGUGGGCAGUAAUGAAAUUAACUGCUGCAUAAAAUUGCCUACUAACCAAACCAAAGAGGUCAGCUUUAAGAUCAGCAGGUUGAGAUGUUGGCAGGUCACUCUUCUUGGUGCUGAAAAGGAUGGUGAAGAAGAGACUCUGGAGCUCAGAUUUGAGUACAGAGAUUCAGAUAAAUGGCAGUGGAUAAUUUUUUACACAAAACAGGCCUUUCUGAUGAGUAGCUGCUUGAAGAAAAUCAUAUCAGAACAGAUGAUGAAGGCAAGCAAAGAAGCGCAAGAAAUGGAGGUCAAGAUGCCUGAAUCUACAAAAAAUAGCAAGAAACCCAGCAUCCAACAGAAACAGGUAGUUCAUUCCAGUUUUAUACCAAGGAGAAGAUUUUUGGUUCAGCCAAACAAAGAAGAUUAUGUAUUUGAGAAAAUAAAAGAAGAGGACCUGUGACAAUUUAUUUUAGAUACUGUCUUCUGAGAUUAUCUGAAAAUAGAAACCCUUUGAAAUCUUGAAUUAUAAGAAAAGUAUCUUCAGUGUAA